Molecule: messenger RNA, 2845 nt
Organism: Pelobates fuscus (common spadefoot toad)
Lineage: Eukaryota; Metazoa; Chordata; Amphibia; Anura; Pelobatidae
Product: protein BTG2-like
Exons: 2
Coding region: 212-688 (158 amino acids)
Biological process (GO): negative regulation of mitotic cell cycle; negative regulation of cell population proliferation
Cellular component (GO): nucleus; cytoplasm
Source: RefSeq, a predicted model, not a curated record
CUGAAUGUCAAAACAAGACUAUGAUUGGCCAGCUUGCUGCCGGAAACUCCCUCGGUGACUAUAAAAGGCAGAGUUUGCUGCGCAGAAGGUUACUUUGAAGAAGAGCAGUCGGGCGGCCACUUGUCCUCGCACCAUCUCGUGACACGUCAUAAAGCCGGGAUUACCUGCACCCCCUCGCCACGUGCCCCCACACCCAUCACUCCUGUCCGCCAUGUCGAACGGCUCGGCGCCCCGUGCCAGCACCGACACACUGCCGGAGAUCGACGCUGCCGUCACUUUCCUCGCCAGUCUCCUGAGGGGUCGAGUCAGCGAGCAGCGGAUCCAUGUGUUCCGGAUGGCCCUGAGAUGCACACUCAUAGAACACUAUGCACAUCAUUGGUUUCCAGAUAAGCCUGCCAAAGGUUCUGGCUACCGCUGCAUCCGGAUAAAUCAUAGGAUGGAUCCAGUUAUAAGCAACGUGGCCGUUCGUAUCAACAUGAGCAACCAGCAGCUGCUCGGCUUACUGCCUAAAGAGCUCACCCUCUGGGUGGACCCAUAUGAGGUCUCCUACCGAAUUGGUGAAGAUGGCUCCAUAUGUGUGCUUUAUGAAGCUCCUGUUCCAACUGUUCGGGGGCCCUUAAGCUGUAAGAGUGAACUGCUGAGCAGUUCCAAAGCUCCCAAUCGAUACCUAAUAACUGUUGGCAGCUAGCCUCGCCUUGGGAACUCCCCAUUUGCUGCUUGUGUAUGUUGUAAAUACCUCGCUCUGGGAGCCAUGUUUUCUAAUGAAGAUAUAUUUAUAUUUUUAAAGAUUUUUUUUUUUUUAGGAUAGAACAUAUGAAACUUUUUUGAUGCCUAUUUUUAAAUUCUCACUUUGAGAAACACUAAUGCACUAGUGCAGCAUGUACAGCCCCUACCAGUUCUACAGUAGCAGAAUGAAGGCAGCUAUAACUGUUUAAUAUAGAUGGGUAACAUGGAGGAGUAUGUUUUUUUUUUUUUUUUUUUUUUUUUGUUUUCUUUUAUUGAAAAUCACUGAUUUUAAGAAACACCUCACUGGCGUAUCGUAAAGAAUAAGAAUGCUUUGAAUUCAGCUAUCUUUAAAAUGGUAACUUUGUGCACCAAUGUAUGGAGAUUUUGUUAGCGAGAAAACAUGGGCAACCUUUGGCUAACACACGUUGAGCUCCAACUCCUUGGAUUCCCUGCCAUCUACUUAUUUAUGGAACACAGGUUAGUGGAGAUUUUGGAGUUGGAGUUGCAACAAAACAAUUGGAUUGCCACAGGUUGCCCAUGUGGGUUCUAAACAUAAUUAAAUAAAAAAUAAUAAAAUAUAUAUAUAUAUUACACACACACACACGCUCUUUGGCAUGAGGACAACUUAAAUGUAAUUCUUCCCCCUCUGUGGUAGUUGUCUGUAAAACAGGCUAUAUUAUCACAUUUUAACCUAAACCAGAUUUUCUGCAACCUUGCACUUUAUUCCUAGUUAAAAUAAAAAAAAAAAUAACACAGAAAACCAAACGAAAAAUAAAAAUGUUAAAAAAAAAUUGUGUAUUGUUUAAAUUCCCUGUUUUAGCUGCUCUGUGCUUGAGACGCUUGAUGUGUGUUGUAGAGCAACACCAACUGUGGAUCAGAAUUUUUCAGGUCUCUUCAGCACAGACAGAUGAAAGGGACAAAAGCACUUAAAUUGCAACCAUUUUUGUGAAUGCCAUCUUGAAUUGAUGUAGCUUUUUUUUUUUUUAACUUUUAAAAGGUAUUUGGCAUGCAAAUACUUCAGGAUUUCCCUGCAGGGAUGCAGUGAGACUUAAAUUAAAGCUGGACUUUAAACAUAAGUAAGAUUAGAUAAAGGGCCAAUGUAUUUUUACUGCCUUUGCUCUUAUUGAAUGUUAAAUAUUGCACAUUGAGCAUUUGUUUCCAGACAUGUUAGAUUUUAAGAGACUUUAAAAAUCCUUUUCGAAAGUUGUAGAAUACGAUUACAUUUCCAACACUUUGUUGUACCAUGGGUACAAGAUACCUGUGCCAGAAUGACUGAUAGAAAUCAAAUGUCUGCUUUAUCAUUGCCUUUUUUUCUUACUGACCUUUUCCAUUGUCAUAUGUAUGAGGGGGUAGUUUUACUUUCUAAAGAGAAUUAAUUCUUCUAACAUAAGUCUGAAUAAUGACCUAAAUCUUUUGAAUACUGGUGGUAGUGAGUAUCUAUUCAGAAGGCUCUUACUCUCAGCUGCUAGUAUUAAAAAGAGUUUUAAGCACAUAUUAUUUUUAUUUUUUUAAUGUAGUUAUGCUUGCUCCAAUGUUUCUGUACUUUGGAUCACUGUUUGCACAUAUAUAACUUGCCACCCUCUACACUAGUGGUUCUUUACCUCCUUUUAAUGAGAUCCAGUGUAUGUACUUUGAUAUUAGUUUUAUUAUUGUAAAAAAUUUAACAAUACAGUAAAUUGUAUAUUUGCUUCCAGUUUUGACCAAAUCAGAAGAAAUCACUUUUUCGGCCUAACAGGGGUUAAGAACCACAGUUAUUAAUUUAAAACUGCCUGAAUUUUUUUGUUUCUUUUUUAACAUAUUCCCUGAGGGAUAUGGCAAGUGGCGGGUUUAUUUAUUUUAUUUUUUUUUUCUUUCAACAAUUUUGUACUCUCUGCCUUGUGAAUAAAACCUGUAGAAAGUGCCUUCCAGGUGCCUGUCUGAGCCAUACACAAAUUUAACACGCACACAAUACAUGGAACAUGGGUGCCAUGUAUAUUUCCACAAAUCUUUGUUACCAUUCUGCCAAAUUUGAAACAAGUUUACAUACUAUAUACCAACAGAAGACUAUUCAUAAAAAAGUGUUAUGUACUGUAAUAGGUGCUGUACUGUUGUUACUUUGUAAUAAAAAGAAAUUAUCUUA